CUGCAGUGCCCGAGGUGGGCGGCGAAUUCUGAGUAUAAACGACAGACUGAGCGGGUUUCAAUACUUAAAGAAACGGAAAUAUUGAGAUUUAUAAACACAACGAAUUUAAUUUACAUUCGGUUACGGUCUGCCUCCGCCAAAAUAGAUAAACCUCUGACAAAACUAAUACUACAAGACACAGAUGCAGAAGAGCGCUUGUCUUUUGUUUAUCGAGGCUCGCCGGUACUGGUAACGCGGACGUGCGGAGGUUGAAACGACCCUCUGUUGCGAGCUAGCUGGGUUAGCUAGCCGACUUAACCGAUCAUCUUAACCCGGUGACAGCGCUGACAAACAGACGAAAAACUGACACGAUUGAAUGUGGACUGAUCUCCACCUGCAGGGAAAUCAUGGGAUUGACUGGGAGGAAAUCAGAGAAAGGUCCGCUUUGCUGGAGGAGGCGAGUGAAGUCUGAGUACAUGCGACUGCGGCAGCUCAAACGUUUCAGGAGGGCAGACGAAGUCAAGAGCAUGUUCAACUCCAACAGACAGAAGAUCUUGGAGCGUACAGACAUAUUGAACCAGGAAUGGAAACUGAGACGGAUACAGCCUGUUCAUAUUAUGACACCUGUAAGCUCCUUAAGAGGGACCAGAGAGUGUACGGUUGACAGCGGCUUCUCCGAGUUCAACAGACAAGUCAUUCCUCUCAAAACCCUGAACGCUGUGGCCUCCGUGCCAGUCAUGUACUCAUGGUCACCACUCCAGCAGAAUUUUAUGGUUGAAGAUGAGACCGUAUUGCACAACAUCCCAUACAUGGGUGAUGAAAUCCUGGAUCAAGAUGGCACCUUUAUUGAAGAGCUUAUUAAAAACUAUGAUGGAAAAGUGCAUGGUGAUCAAGAGUGUGGAUUUAUAAAUGAUGAGAUAUUUGUGGAGCUGGUGAAUGCACUCAAUCAGUACAGUGACAAUGAUGAUGAUGAUGAUGAAGAGGAAGAUCAGCACGACUGCAAAUUGGAAAAGAUGGACCUUUGUGAUGGAAAAGAUGACCCUGAGGAUUCUCAUAAGGACCAACCUAAUUCUGAAAGUCACAACAGUGACGAAUCAAAAAAAUUCCCCACCGAUAAAAUCUUCGAAGCCAUUUCAUCCAUGUUUCCUGAUAAAGGCUCACCUGAAGAACUUAAAGAGAAGUAUAAGGAGCUCACUGAGCAGCAGCUCCCGGGAGCCCUCCCACCCGAGUGUACGCCCAACAUCGAUGGACCAAACGCCAAGUCUGUGCAGAGAGAGCAGAGUCUGCACUCCUUCCACACGCUUUUCUGCAGGCGUUGCUUCAAAUACGACUGCUUUCUUCAUCCUUUUCAUGCAACCCCAAACACUUACAAGCGCAAGAACGUGGAAAGUCUGGAGGACGGCAAACCGUGUGGUAUUUAUUGCUACAUGUAUAUGGUUCAGGAUGGUAUGGUAAGGGAGUACCCGGCAGGUGUGGUUGCUGAGCGUCCUAAGACCCCGUCUAAGCGCACAGUGGGCAGACGCAGAGGCAGACUACCAAACAGCAGUAGCAGCAGCAGACCCAGCACCCCAACGGUUAACGCUGAGACUAAAGACACAGACAGCGAUCGAGAGGGUGGGGCAGAUGGGAUUGACUGUAAUGAUAAAGAUGACGAUGACAAAAAGGAUGAGACCACCAGUUCCUCAGAGGCGAACUCUCGCUGUCAGACUCCGGUGAAGUUGAAGUUGAGCUCAGAGCCUCCUGAAAAUGUGGACUGGAGCGGAGCAGAGGCGUCUCUUUUCAGAGUUCUGAUCGGCACAUACUAUGACAACUUUUGCGCUAUCGCCAAGCUCAUCGGCACAAAGACCUGCAGACAGGUUUAUGAAUUCAGGGUAAAAGAAUCCAGCAUUAUUGCACGUGCACCUGCAGUGGAUGAAGAUACUCCUCAAAGGAAGAAAAAGAGAAAACAUAGGUUAUGGGCCACACAUUGUAGAAAAAUACAAUUAAAAAAAGAUGGCUCCUCCAAUCAUGUGUACAACUAUCAACCAUGUGACCACCCUCGCCAGCCAUGUGACAGUUCUUGCCCCUGUGUCACUGCCCAAAACUUCUGCGAGAAAUUUUGCCAGUGUAGCUCAGAAUGUCAGAAUCGGUUUCCAGGUUGCCGUUGUAAGGCGCAAUGUAACACCAAGCAGUGCCCUUGCUACCUGGCCGUACGGGAGUGUGACCCUGACCUAUGCCUCACCUGUGGGGCAGCCGAACACUGGGACAGUAAAAACGUCUCGUGCAAGAACUGCAGCAUCCAGAGAGGAGCAAAGAAGCACUUGUUACUCGCACCUUCUGACGUGGCUGGGUGGGGCAUCUUCAUCAAAGAGCCUGUUCAGAAAAAUGAGUUCAUCUCCGAGUAUUGCGGGGAGAUCAUCUCCCAAGAUGAAGCAGACCGCAGAGGCAAGGUCUAUGACAAAUACAUGUGCAGCUUCCUGUUUAAUCUGAAUAACGACUUUGUCGUUGACGCAACUAGGAAAGGAAACAAGAUCAGGUUUGCCAACCACUCUGUGAACCCCAACUGCUAUGCAAAAGUCAUGAUGGUUAAUGGGGAUCACAGAAUUGGCAUAUUUGCUAAGAGAGCCAUACAGACUGGAGAGGAACUCUUCUUUGACUACAGAUACAGCCAAGCUGAUGCUCUGAAAUACGUGGGCAUUGAACGUGAAAUGGAAAUGCAAUGAGUCUGUGAAUCCAUCUACCUCCUUAAAACAAAUGCCUUACACUCUUCAGGAAUUUUCUUUCCACAUGCAUUUCCAAUACAGUUUAGAUAAAGGAUUUUAUAGGACACGGGCAUCUAUUUGAUAACUUUUUAACAGUGAUGUUUUGGAGACUCUUUUUCCUGUCUUUUUUUUUUACUCGACCAACAGGUUUACUCUGGGAUACACUUUUUUUUUAUAACUUGAACAUUCUGUCAUGUUUACAGCUGCAGCGAACUAUUCAUAAAAAAGGCCAUUGUAUUAAAUUCUGCAUUGUAUUUUUUUCUGUUGCUGUAAGUUAUUUGAACAAUUUCCACCUUUGGACCAAAUUUUACAUUGCUAUACUGACUGUACGGUUACAUAAACCCUGGCUUCUUUUCAAAGUUGUGGAAACCAAAGUCACUUUCAUUUUCGCUUGUAAUUAAGGGGUGCCAACGCACAGUUGCUGUAAAGAUAAAAAUGAAACCGCUUGGCUCAGUAUCAGAAUCUUGCAGUGCCUUGAAAUGUUGAAAAACACUGAAUAGUUUCUUGAAUUAGAUUUCCUGAAAUGUUGUUGAACAGUAUAUCCAUUGUAUGCAUGAACAAAUGUUUCAGAUGGCGUAGGAAUCAGGUAACUCACCAUUGUUUGCUGUUAUUCUAUACUGUUUUUGUAAAGUCUAUCCAGACAAAGUCGCAGCUACGAGCUAGAUGUCACUAAAGAUAGGAUAGGGUGAUUAACUUGUCAUGGUGCUUUUUGUCCCGUAUUAAGUGGAAAAACAAUCACUCAUUCUGAAUCUGGGAUGUUUUUAAGAAUCAAAGCAAUAAUACUGUGCUUGACUUAUGAAAGCUUAAGGACUGUAUUUAUUUUAUCAGCAUAAAUCAGUUUUGUAUAAUUUAUUGAUGCUAUCCUUUGCUGUGAUUAAGCAAUUAUGGUGUUACAUCUUUCCUGACACAUUCACUGUUCAACUAUAAACCCAAACUCUUUCUAACCAAGGGUUUUUGACCACUCCAUCUUUCCGCUUCUUAUUACAAGGUGCUGUUUAAUUGUUUACAGGGACAAACAUUGAAAUAAACGUUGAACAUAA
Messenger RNA from Paramisgurnus dabryanus, 3760 nucleotides. It is a transcript of the gene ezh2, whose product is annotated as enhancer of zeste 2 polycomb repressive complex 2 subunit. The record is from RefSeq and is a predicted model, not a curated record. Gene Ontology annotation, cellular component: ESC/E(Z) complex; nucleus. Gene Ontology annotation, molecular function: protein binding; histone H3K27 methyltransferase activity; chromatin binding. Lineage: Eukaryota; Metazoa; Chordata; Actinopteri; Cypriniformes; Cobitidae. Gene Ontology annotation, biological process: heterochromatin formation.